AAACUUUGUAGUGCUUUAUAGUUUAUAUGAAGCUAUUUUUUCGAAAUUGUUUCGAAAUGAUUUGUUCGUCUUCUCACCACACAUACUAGCUAUCGAAAUAUUUCGCCAUUGUAAGAGGUUCUUAUAACACUGAUUGUGCAAUAGCGUGGAAUGGUUGAUACAAAAUACUUGUCUAUGUUGUGGGGGUAAUACAGAGGGAGAUUAUCUUGAAUAGAAGACGUCAGGUAAUACGUAUCAUGUUCCCAAUAAUUAAGAUUAUGUUAGAAUGACUAAAAAAUACUAGAUUACAAUAUAUUGGAACAUACAUGUAAGUUUUAAUAACCAGACAAAUCUAUAUUAUCUUUUUGUUAUGUCACAAUGAAUGAAUUAGUUGCUUGAAUGGUCACGAAUACGACGUAGUUGCACAUGACUAGGCAUCGUUAGAGAUGAGUGGCGCGGAAAGUCGAUUUUUAUUUCAAGUAGAUAUCACACAAAAUGCGCUUUCGUUAAUAUUUAGAGUGCAUUUUUCGAUGAUACAGGUGGUAACCAACAGCGUCAUUUAUAAUAAAAAGUAUUGUUUUAGGUAUGUGGGUACAUCACCCCCCAACGUCGGUUCUAUAAAAUAUAGCAGUGUAUCUGAAUUUAUCAUUACCCUAGCAGGUUUAUGUGCAAAUACUAUUUACCACACAUUGUGUAAAUAUGACUUCGUUUUGUGUAAUACGACAUAUAUUAUGGCUUGCGUAAUAUGACAUUCAAUGCGUAGUUUGCGUAAUAUUACGCAUGUUGAAUGUCCGUCCUGAAUGUCCAUUAUGUUUGUUUUCGAGGCGAAACUCGAGACCGCAAUAUUUUACAGCAAACAUAAUUUAGGUACGCCAAGUACUAACAAAAACCACGCCCAACGUAUCUGAUAUAUAUAUCAUCAAAUCAUACUUGAGCAAGCAAUAAAACAGAUAAAAACCUCUUCACUAUUGUCUUGUAAAGCGUAACUUGUUAUUUCAGCAGUGAAAUUUUAGGUAUAGGCUCGUGUCGUUUCAGAGAGAUCAGAUUAUUUUUGCACACCAGCUGAGCGGACACGACGAGUUGUUGAACACUGUACAGAUUGUACGAAUACAAGAAUGGGAAAAUUCAGUCGAAAUGUGGAAACACUCGUUUACAGAUUCAUCAUCAGUUUAGUGGUGGGAUUCUUUGCUGGCUCGUAUUUAAUCACUCAUUCGGACAGUAAUGCUGCCAAUCAAAAGCUCCGUCAGAUAUCAUGCAUCAGCAAAUUAUUCCCAGUUUCCUCGCCAAAAUCACCUUAUGUGGAUGAAGAUAAAACGAAAAAGACGGAAUUAAAUGUCACGCGAGGAGUGCUGUACAUUGGUAUAAUGUCAACAGCAAGAAACCGUAAUUCCAGGGUUGUUGCAAUCAUGAACACGUGGGCAAAAAAUCAGAAUAUAAAAUUGGAGAUUUUUUCGGACAACAACGGUACAAUCGGUAAAGGUUCUGGGCGAAUCACGACAUUAAAGAAUGGGGCUAAUAUUAUUCAGCUUCCCGGAGUACCCGACAACUCGUAUCCACCCCAGAAGAAAAGUUUUUCAAUGUUGAAAUUUAUUCAUGACAAUUAUUUAGAAAAGUUUGAUUGGUUUUUACGAGCUGAUGAUGACACGUACCUAAAAGUUGACAAACUGAUAAAAUUAGUUUCUCGUAUUGAUCCUAAUAAGCCCUUUGUUGUGGGAAGAGCAGGGUAUGGAAAACACGCAGAAGACUAUUUGAAGCCAGGAGAAAAUUAUUGCAUGGGUGGUACCGGCGUAUUUCUAUCACGGGAAAUGUUGAGAAGAAUCGGUCCCAAUUUAUCAGCCUGUCUGAAGGAAAUGUACACAAAACAUGAAGAUGUGGAAUUAGGACGAUGUAUACAAAAAAUCACUGGCAUGAAAUGCACAGAAUCAUGGGAGACAACUCACUUAUUUUAUCAAAAUUAUGAUAGCAGUGGCACGUACGGUUCAAAUAUUGACAAGAUUAAUCCUAGGAAAAGAGCUUCUGCAGCCACUUUCCAUUCAAACAAGGAUCCCAAAUAUCAAUACAAACUUCACAUUGAUGUAUUAAGUGACAAAUUGAACCAGUAUUUGACAAAGAUAAGCAAUUCUGAACAGGAAAUAAAUAGCAUGUCAUUGCUACUGAUCGGCAGAAAUUUUGACAUUAAGGGUUGGAACUCACACUAUGGGUGCAAAUGGGAUUACAUGUCACGACACAGUUUGUAUUCAAGUGCUUGGCCAUCUGGCGGGGGAGUUCUCACUGCUUCAAAACUGACUGCUGUAAAUAAUGUAUUCGAGACUUUACCGGAGCUAAGAAACAAAUUUGGGUUGCUAAUGACUGCACACAUUCACGAAAUUACCGUACUGCACUCACGGUAUAUUGCGAACCCUCUGACAUCAUUUGAUAUGAUAUCUACCCUUAAGGCAAUCGUGUCGAUCCACAAGAAGAAAAUUACAAUGUAUAUGAAUAAUAUUCAUUACCGGAGAACUUUUGCUAACCUGGCGACGUUUUUUAAGGAACAAAUCCCCCUCGAUAUUCAAAAUCUGAGAUUUAAAAUAUCAGAUAAAAAUCGCUUAAUUAUGUAUCCCAUAUCUCCGUUGUCGGAACGCGUAAACUUCAUUAUGGCUCUGAGUGGCCGUCCAGAAAAUCUAGUUCGUUUCUUACAAAAUUAUAAAGAUGUUUUUCUGUCAAAAGAUGAGCGUGUCAGUCUAACAGUUGUUUACUUCCCAGAAAUCUUUCAUAUAAAUUAUAAUCGUACAGAAGGACCGGUAAAUAUGGACGAUAAAACGGCUUCGAUGAUGGACGAAACAUCGGAAUUCGUACUACAAAAUCUGAAGCAUGCAGGAAAAGAAUUUCCAGGAGCUGAAUUCAAUUUCAUAAAAGUUACUGGUGGCCUUGCAUUUUCAAGAGGAGCUGGAUUGCAAAUUGGAGCCAAAAGGAUGCAACACGACGAUACAAACGAUGAACUUCUCUUCUUUUGUGACGUGGAUUUGCUUUUUUCACGAGGAAUAUUAAAUCAUAUUCGCCGAAGUACAAUUCGGGGAAAGCAGGUUUACUACCCCACAUUUUUUAGCCAAUAUGAUCCCAAUAUAGUUUACGCAAAUCAAAAACCCCCGAAGUCACAUUUUUUCAUUGAGGAAAUUGCUGGAUUCUGGAGAACUUUCAGUUACGGCAUGGUGUCAAUCUACAAAACUGAUUUUGAAAAAACAGGAGGAUUUGAUCUUUCAAUAGAAGGAUGGGGAUUAGAAGACCUGAGAUUUUGCACCGCAGUCAUUGAAAAAGCUGGAUUUGCAGUAUUCAAGAGCAAUGAACCUUCUAUGAUCCAUGUGUAUCACGACAAAAACUGCCCUGAAGAACUUAGCAAAAAGCAAUAUCAGGAUUGUCUGAAUUCACGUGCACAACAUUAUGGACCUAAAAGUUAUUUGUAUAAUGUGUGGCAAGGCAAAUUGGAACACGAAGAAGGCGAAUACGACCAUAAUGUAAAUAUUAUUUCAAAAUGAGAAGUUCAACAAGCAAAAAAUCCUAGCAGCAAAUUUGAAUCAUAAUAUAUAUAUAUAUUAUAAAUAUUUCCUGGCAUGCUCAAAAGGCAAUUCACUUUCACAUAUUUUGUACAUUCAUGGACGCGAUAUCAACCAAGUGAAUAGUGACCAUUCUUCAAAAGAAUAAAGAACGAGCUGCAUAAACCUUCUGUAUGCUGGCCUGGUCUUCUUUCGUCCACGAAUCCACAUGAUCUAAACUAAAUUUUUCUUACUGUUACUUUCCUCAUAUAGCACAAGCACUGCCAUACGAGAUACCGCUGGGUCCUUGCAAUUGCCCAUGUUUCCGGAACGUGAAAUUCGAAUCAAAGCCACUUAACUCAAGGAAACUCAUUUCUAAACUCAUAACGCUUGACAAAGUAUAGAGGUUACCUAGGUUACAGAUCUAGUUCAGUCAGACCUUGGUUUAUUUCAUCCCAUCCAGAAAGAUAGCUGUCAGUCGGUUACCGCACAUGUGCUUCAAUGUUUUGAAUCCUCAGCACAACACAAAUUCAGAUUUAAACUGUUUUGUAACCAUCGAAAUCUUUUGAUAUUUUUGAAAAUGACCAUACUUUUCGUACAAAUCGAGGAGAAAAAUUGUAGAGUUUUUAAUGUUUUAUUUUUACAAAAGUAUAUUUUUAUUUGCAUAUUUCAAGCUUCAUUCAAUACCUAGAUUUAUUUUUGAUACAUUUUUAUGCCACUUGGUUUAGCUGGAAAAUUUUUGCAUACGAGAAGAUCUUUGUACUUGUUUAAGAUAGAAACAUAUAUAUGUAUAUUAUAACAUUCGAUCAUUCCGGUAGUUCAACGUGUUAUAGGAAAAUGACAGUUAAAUUGUUUAAUAACUUACAUGUUGACUCACACGACAGCCUACAUUCAUUUCAUAAACAGCUUUCAGCUUCCGAUAAAUACAUUUAAAGACAAAUCUCAAACCCCGACUAUUUCUGUAACAAAAAAAUCAGAUUCUGAUUAGGCCCUUUAGAUAUUGUUUUUGAUUAAAAAGACAAAUUUUAAGUUUCUGUUCCUAAACAACGUAAAAACAUAAUUUAUAUAAGUUUCUUACUAAACGCAUCGGAAAGAUACUCAUCUUGCUUCACAAAUAAAACAGUUCUUUCUAUUGAAUGAAUUUAAUCGUCAAUUUUAAAUUUAUAAAAUACAAACAAAAAGAUUUUUAUAGUAUCGUGGUGAACAACGGCAAAAAAGUCUUACAGGAAAGACAAUGAUUUGUGUUGAUAAAAACUUACUUCAGUUAAAUUGUUCUGUAUGUUAGAAUCCAGUUAUGCUUCUUCUACUUUUUACGGAGCGUGAAUUAGGACUUCUUCUUUUUCUUACUCAUUAUGUUCGCCGAC
Molecule: messenger RNA, 4852 nt
Organism: Styela clava
Lineage: Eukaryota; Metazoa; Chordata; Ascidiacea; Stolidobranchia; Styelidae
Product: chondroitin sulfate synthase 1-like
Cellular component (GO): Golgi cisterna membrane
Molecular function (GO): glucuronosyl-N-acetylgalactosaminyl-proteoglycan 4-beta-N-acetylgalactosaminyltransferase activity
Source: RefSeq, a predicted model, not a curated record